Thermochaetoides thermophila DSM 1495 is the source of this 4983-nucleotide messenger RNA. RefSeq lists its product as uncharacterized. Gene Ontology annotation, cellular component: RISC complex; nucleus; cytoplasm. The record is from RefSeq and is a predicted model, not a curated record. NCBI's taxonomy places the organism in Eukaryota, Fungi, Ascomycota, Sordariomycetes, Sordariales, Chaetomiaceae. The coding region runs from base 1 to 4983 and encodes 1660 amino acids. The transcript is spliced from 6 exons. Gene Ontology annotation, molecular function: RNA binding; ribonuclease III activity; ATP binding. Gene Ontology annotation, biological process: siRNA processing.
AUGCCCUCCAGGCUCGAGCCCGGCACCAUCGCCAAUGUCACGAAGUGCAUGAGUCGGUCUAAAUUGACAAAACCGGAAUUAAGGCUGGGUUCAGGCCUGUCACUAUCUCGAUCCAGUCGCCUUGCGCACACCAACAGAGGAGCACGACAUAGUGCUGCGUCAGCUUCAUCCUCGAGCUGUGAGCUUCACCACGUCCUUACCCAGGACCGCACCAAAAGCAGGACGGGAGACGUGAGAGGCAUACCUAAUUCGACGAGUUUAUUAUCAGACCCGCCGGGUGCUCCAAUUGCAUCCCAGGAACCCAACUUCAAGUCCUUUCAUGCGCAACCCCAACCUUACGGUCGCCGCAUCACCAGACCAGCACCCACGAUGACGAGCUACAUGCCUUUGCGCUCUCUUUCCCAGACGAGGGCGAUGUCAGCCACUACGACCGACGAUGAGCUGAGCUGUAGCUCCAGCGCCUCGGACUCUGAGGCCGUCUCAGCCCAGCUCUCCCGCGAGGUUGAGACGGCCGACGCUGUUCCUAGGGAGGACAGUCCCAGCAGAAUGUCCGUGACCGCAAGCCCUCCGAGCCCCCCGCCGCCAAUUACACCCAGGGCGUAUCAGCUCGAGAUGCUGGAGGAGAGUUUGAAGCAGAAUGUUAUCGUAGCGAUGGACACUGGGAGCGGCAAGACACAGGUGGCUAUUCUCCGCAUACAAUACGAGCUCGAACGCAGCGAUAAGGUCGUCUGGUUCCUUGCCCCGACAGUGCCUCUCUGCCACCAACAGCAUGUUGUUAUCCAGACCCAACUCCCCGCGGUGACAACCCGCCUGAUCUGCGGCGAUGACGACAUCGAGACGUGGUCCGCCAUUCCCGGCGUCUGGGACGGCGUGCUCAAACACACCCGGGUCAUCGUCUCGACCUACCAAAUCCUCUUCGAUGCUGUCGCCCACGCUCUGGUACCGCUCUCAGCGCUGUCACUCAUAGUCAUCGACGAGGCGCACCACUGUAUCAAGAUGAACCCCGUCUCCAGGGUGAUGAAGGAACACUAUGCUCCACUGAAAGCAAAAGGAGCGCAGGUUCCGGCCGUUCUGGGACUGACGGCGAGCCCCGUGAUGAGGACUAACCCCGCUGAUCUGGAAAAACUGGAGCAGACGCUGUUCGCGGUGUGUAAGACGCCGAGUCGGCACCGGGCAGAGUUGAUGCAGAUGGUGACCAAGCCUGACUUGGUGACUGUUACAUACCCGGGGGAUCCGCAAGGGCAAGUGCCAGAACCUCCCGUGCUGGGCAGGCUGAUCGCUGCGUACCGGGGGAUGCAGCUCGCGCAGGAUCCAUAUAUCCAGCAUCUGGUCAUGGACGGCAGCCAGCGCAGCCGGGCGAAGCUGCAAAAGGUAGUGAGCAAGAGGAAGACUCGGAGCAUGGAGCAUAUGUAUGCGCUCUGUAUCCGCACCAAGGACAUGCUCCAACGUUUGGGACCUUGGGCAGCAGAGUACUACAUUCACGAAGUCAUUUCGGCGUUUUUCGACGACCCGGAGGCUUCAACUGGCCCCUUGGAUGAAGAAGAAGUGGAGUUAUAUAACCCCAUCUUCGAGUACAACCUCCAGGUGCAAGAACGCCGCUACAUCUCAUCCAUCCUCUCCCAAGUCAAUGCCCAGCCCCCGGCGACAACCGACCAAGGACCUUCUCCCCUAUCACCAAAAAUUCUCGCCCUGCUGGACGUUCUCGAGUCCUUCGCCAAAGACGACCCUUCCCGCAAACCCGUCGGCAUCAUCUUCGUCCGGGAACGUGCCACCGCCGCGGUAUUGUCCCAUAUUCUCUCCAUCCAUCCCCGGACAGCACCCCACUACCGCGUUGCCUGCAUGGUCGGCGGGACAACCCGUGUCCCUGGCUCCGGAGGCGGCAGCCGCAGUAACAAGCGUCGGGAAUACAUCGACUUAAUAAAGAAGGGCAAGGACGACGGGCUGGAAGCGCUGCAGGCAUUCCGGCAGGGCGAGGUCAACCUCGUUGUUGCGACGAGCGUCUUGGAGGAAGGGAUCGACGUGCCCGCAUGUAAUCUGGUGGUGUGCUUUGAUGUGCCGGAGAAUCUGAAGAGUUUUAUACAGAGACGGGGCAGGGCGAGGAUGGGGGUUAGUAAGCUGGUGCUGAUGGUGCCGGAAGGGGAGCAGGCGAAGGGAUGGGAUGAACGGGAACGGGAGAUGAAGGAGAUGUACGAGGAUGACAUGCGGGUUGUGAGGAUUGUGGAAGAGAUCGAGAAUGGGAUCGUCGUGGAGACGGAGAAAGAGGACGAGUAUCCGGUCUUAAGAGAUCCUGAGACCGGGGCGCAGGUGACUCUGCACGACGCCAAAGCCCAUCUGGAGCACUUUUGCGGAACGCUGAGGUCUUCAACAAGCGCGUUUACCGAGCUACGCCCGUUCUACAUCCUCCACGGCGAACACGGCCAGUCCGUGAACACGUUCGCUCCCGUUCCGCUGAGAGCGACGGUCCAUCUGCCGGUCGUGCUUCCACCAGAACUCAGACGCAUCGAAGGGAUCAGGUCGUGGUUGAGCGAGGCGGAUGCGUGUCGCGACGCGGCCUUCCAGGCGUACCAGAAGCUGUACGAGGCUGGCCUUGUGGGGAAGCAUUUGCUGCCGAUCCGGGAGGAAUCGGUGUUUGGCGAGCUGGAAAGCAGAGAUGGGCUCGCGAAUGUCAAGGACGUGAUGGAUCCUUGGGUGGCCGUUGCCCAGGCGUGGAGGCAGAGCAAGAAGUUGUGGAAGAGGGGGAUGACGCUGACAAGGGUCAGGGAUGGCGAACAGAUUCGGUGGGAGGUCGUCCUGCCUGUGGAGGUGCCGCGGAUGGAGAAGUUCUUCAUGUUUUAUGAUAAAGAGACUUCGUGGGAGGUAACGAUGGAUCAGGACCAGGAGGCCAUCGACCGCCCGGAGGACACCCAGACAGAGCCGGACGAUACCCCGGCGCUGCUAUCUCUUGCCUUUUCCCAUCGUUUUCGGAUCCUCGGCAAGGGAGAGUACGUCCUGCGGCUGCUCUGCCCCUCUCUGCCGUCCUCCUUGACAUUCCAGGGGCGAGUCACGGAGAGACUCCUCAAGCGCCAUCCAGACCAUCUCCUGCGGUGGGUGCACGAUAGGAACUACCCCUUCGGCGACCAUACAUUCUUGCCGCCGCGGGAGCCAGAGAACGAGCCGCAAGUGGGAAUGCGGAAAGUGCUGCCGCACAAAGCUGGCUUUUUUCGCAAGAAUUCCGCGCCUGACGCGAUGCCCGUCUCGAUGGGGCAGAAUGGAGAGCCGAAGUUCGACCGGAUUGUGCCCCUGCGAGAGGUCGUGAUGGACGCGGUGCCGGCGAAGUAUGCCGAGGCUGCGCUGAUGAUCCCGGCCUUGCUGGUCGUGCUGGGGGACCACUUGCUGGCGAGGGAUCUGUUGACAGAGAGGUUGAGGGAGAAGACGGGGAUGGGGGGGGAUGAUUUGGGAAAUGUGGUCAGGGCGUUGUGGGCGUCCGGGGCUCAGAGGCCAGGAGAUUAUGAGAAUAUGGAGUUCUUGGGGGAUGCCUUACUCAAGUUUCUUACGACGGUGAAUUGCGAGGCAAAGUACCUGACAUAUCCGGAAGGCUUUCUCUCCCCCAUCAAGGACCGCAUCGUUUCCAACAUGCGCUUCUUCCGCGCCGCCGUCGGCUUUGGCCUUGACCGGUACAUCAUCGAUGCGAAAAUGGUCCAGAAGCGCUGGCGCCCCCCGACCAUCUCCUCCAUCCUGGGCCGCCCGCCCUCCGUCACAGCGCCGCGCCAGCUCUCUACCAAGACGGUCGCCGAUGUCGUCGAGGCCCUGGUUGGCGCCGCUUAUCUUUCCGGCGGCACGGACCGCGCCCUGACCUGCGUCCCGCUCUUCUUGCCCGAUGUGCCCAUCGACUGGCUGCCCGUCGGCCGGUGUCGUGAUAUUUUGUUUAAUCACGCCGCAGCGGACGACCCGCUGCCUAAGACGAUGCGUCGGAUUGAGGAGCAGCUUUUGGGGUAUGAGUUCAAGAAGAAGUCGCUGCUGGUUGAGGCCCUGACACAUUCCUCUUGCCCAGCCGGCCCGGGGGUCAGGGGCUCGCUGGAUCGGUUGGAGCUGUUGGGCGAUGCGCUGCUGGAUUUUUUGGUUGCGACCAAGCUGUAUGAGCUGUAUAAGUGCAAUGUGGACGGGCAGCAGCAGAUGGUCGUGCCGUAUAUUUUACAUAUUAUGAAGAGCGCGCUCGUUAACCAGGAUAUUAUGGCCGUGCUGAUCCUCGAGGAAUGGACCAUCCUCCAGGAGGAGCUGGAUAUCAUCGCGCCGCCCUCUCCUAGCUCGUCCCAAGGGUCUGAGACCGCGAUAUCUGAGGGUAACGGUGAACACUCGGGCGGGGUGACCCUCCGCACCCGCCACGUCCGCGUCCCCCUAACCGCCUUCCUCCGCCACAACACCAUUCAGCUCUCCCGCUUCAUGAACGACACCACCCGCCGGUACGCCGCCAUGCGCCACGAAGUGCAGCACGCCCUUACUCACGGCGACCGCUACCCUUGGCGACUAAUUUCCCAGCUUCGCGCGCCAAAAGUCUUCUCCGACGUCUUCGAGGCCGUACUCGCCGCCGUGUGGGUCGACUCAGGGGACAUGGAUGUCUGUCGCCGGGUGUUAGAAAGAGUUGGACUGGACCGCCUGAUGAAGAGGAUUGUAGAGCUGGGCCCGAUGGGAGUGUUGCAUCCGCGGGAGGAGCUGAAUGUACUGACUUCAAAGAUGAGGACUUUGGGGAGGAGUGUGGGGUAUGAGGUGUUUGAGUGCGAGCGGGAGGAGGGUUCGGAAGGGGAGGAGAGCGUCAUGGAAGAGGGGAAGAAGAAGGACAAGGACAGCAAGAGGAGGUUUGGGUGUCGGUAUUUGGUGGAUGGGACGGUUAUUGCUGAGGUGAGGGGGACUAGGUCGAAGGAUGAGGCGAGGACGUGGGUGGCCGAGGAGGCGUGUAGGAUUUUAAGGAGGGAGCCGUAUUGGCUGUCUGUAGAAGAAGGAGCUUGA